AUGCCCUGUCUAGGUAGCUACAGUCACUGCUUCGACUACAGCCUUAACUUUGACAUGACCCAAGUCCCUCAAGGAGAGGUCCUUGCCAGUCAGGACUCCUCGGUCCAGGCAGGAAAGGCGGAGCGGCAGGAGAGCACGGAUAGAGUGCGCGGCGCUCAGGAGUUCAGAUGGAAGCAGUUGGCUGCAUUUGAGAGAAAGCACCACUCCUCACUAGAGAGGGCGUUUGAAGUGGCGGCACAGACAGCGGAGGAAUCACAGCCUCAGAGGGAUCUGCUGAAGGAAGCAGUUCCUCUGGCAGCGCCAAAGGUUUGCCGCCCGCAGCGGCCAGCCCACAGGGGUCUGGAGAAGCUGUCCCAGGUGUGCAGAGAGAAGGCAGUGCUGGCGCAAGAGAACGCUGCCCUGGAAGCCCAAUUGGCAGCCACGGAGCGGGACCUACGAGGCGUUUCCAAGCAGCUGGCAGAGGCCAGGUCAGAGAAGGAGAGCCUGCAAAGCAGCCUGCUGGAGGCUCAGCAGCACGUAUCAGAGCUGGAGAUAGCCAGGAGCCGUGUGGAAGCCCAAGUGCGCACAGCCACGCAGGCCAAGGAGGCGACACUCAAGGAUGUGAGGGGCCUUCGUCGUGAGCUGCUGGCUGUAAGAUCUCUCAGCAAGCAGCAAUGUGAAGACAUGGCUCAACAGCUCCGCUGGGCAGAAGAGCAGUGCAGCAAGGCUCUGAGACUCUGGCAAUCUGCUGAGGAAGUGAAGGAAGAACUGAAUAUCAAGCUGCAGGCAGAGCUGCAGGAAGCUCAGAGGAAGAUGAAGGCAAUGGGGAAGAGGCACAAAGAAGAAAUGGAAAGGAUGCAUAAGGUCCUGCUGCAGUACAGCCCAGCUGAAGAAAAGCAGAUGGACGCAGGAUCUGCCAUCAAAGCUGCCGCUGCAGCAGCAUCCUCUGAAGAAGCCUCCUCUCUGCAGCCCGAAAACCCGAGCGUGAGCAGUUCGACCCUCUCAAGCCAGGAGAGAGAGAAGCAGUUCCUGAAGCUGCUGAGGCGUGUGGUGAGGGUGGGAGAUCCAGAGAAGAAGUACACUGGAUGGACACCUAUUGGCAGUGGGGGGUUUGGAACCAUUUAUAAGGCCUUCAACGCUGCCACAGGACGAGCGGGUACCACAUAA
Vidua chalybeata is the source of this 1146-nucleotide messenger RNA. Its product is annotated as rootletin-like. The coding region runs from base 1 to 1146 and encodes 381 amino acids. The record is from RefSeq and is a predicted model, not a curated record. The transcript is spliced from 11 exons. NCBI's taxonomy places the organism in Eukaryota, Metazoa, Chordata, Aves, Passeriformes, Viduidae.